ACGGAGAGCAUCGCUGAGGACGGAACCGCACACCCCAAACUUCAACUUUAAAUAUUAAAUACUAAUCCUCCUCAUCUGAACGAACCGAAAUGAGAAGAUUUCAGAAUGGAAGCUGAGUGGUUUCAGCCCAGGAACGUUAUUUUGUAACGUCCAGGAUUUUACAUCUCAGAAACAGUCUGACUUUUCCCCCUAACCUGCUGACCUUUUGGCAUAAUGGACCCGUCUUUAGCUCCCACAGCUCUCUACACCCUCACUCCCAUCCAGAACCUCUCAGCGCCCUCCCCCUCUCCCUCUGUCUCUCCAUCGCCCAGCUUUGCCUCCACUGCUCUCUUCUGCUCCCUCCUCUCGCUCCUCUCCCUGCUGGGCAUCACAGGAAACCUUUACACUUUGGUUCUCCUUCUGAGGCGCAGCAGAGUUAGGAGAAGACGUGGAGCCGGACUGGCCUGCUGCCUAACAAGAAUACCCGUUCCUUCCUGUCUCGCGAACUCUGCCUCUCCUUCCUCCCCCUCCUCCUCGCCCUCCUCCACCUCUCUUCACCUCCAGGUGCUGAGCCUGGCGCUUGCCGACCUGCUCUACCUUUUCACCGCUCCCUUCAUCGUGUACGACAGCCUGGCGUCCGGAUGGGCCUUCGGGGAGCUGGGCUGCCGCCUCCUACUGAGUCUGGACCUCCUCACCAUGCACGCCUCCAUCUUCACCCUCACCGCCAUGAGCAUGGACCGCUACAGAGCUGUAGCCCAUCCCCUGCGCACCUCCUCCUCCAGCUCCUCCAACCUGCUGCGGGUCACCCUGGCGUGGGGUUUGGCGGUGGCUCUUAGCCUGCCCAUGAUGAUCACCUUGCACCUGGAGGACGGGGAGAACGGUGAGGGACAGCUGUGUGUCCCGGCGUGGGACGAGCAGAGCUCCAAGGCCUAUCUGAGUGUGCUUUUCUGCACCAGCAUCCUCGGCCCUGGGCUGGCCAUCGGAGGACUUUACGCCACUCUGGGCCGGCUCUACUGGGUUUCACAGACCCAGCCGGCCUGGGCGAACGGAACCGGCGCGGCGUGCACUCCCCGAGCACCAAAACCCAAAGUUCUGCUUCUCAUCCUGGGUAUCGUCCUGGCCUUUUGGGCCUGUUUCCUCCCCUUCUGGAUCUGGCAGCUGCUCCCCCUCUACCAGCCCGACAUGCUUCGGACAUUACCGGUGGGGACCCAGGUAACGGUGAACCGCAUCCUGACAGGACUCACUUAUGGAAACUCCUGCGUCAAUCCCUUCUUCUACACGUUACUGACUGGGAAGCGGAAACCGAACAGGCAGGUGCUCGCAUCAGCCAAUCAGCUCUGCCGCAAGGGCAGCCCCCUGCAGUGAUGUCCCAUCCUGACCAACAUCCUGAGUGGAGUUGACCGUCCACUGUCUUCAGAUCAAACCACAUUGGUGUCAAAUGUUUAUGCAGCAAAAAUCUUCAUUUUUGUUUCACUAUAAUUUUAAAGAUAUUAAUAAAUAUUUCCAGAGGUCAUCAAAGGUCAAACAGCUCCCCACAUUUACAAAAUCUAACUAAUUUGGUCUCAAUCAGUUGUGCUUUUCAUUGCACAUUUUUGAGGCAGUUGAUUGACAUCAAAUUUGUUUGAUUUUGUAGAUGUGGGGGGAGCUUAUUGACCUCUGGAAACUUUUAUUAAUAUCUUUAAAAAUAUAGCAACACAAACAAAAACGUUUGCUGCCCAAAGUUUGGCACCAAUUUUGUUUAAUUUGAAGAAGGUGGAAUGCACUAAAAAGACAUAAGGAUGCUUUGAAGUGCCAGAUUUGGCUACCAAAGACGAAAGCAAUGAGGAUGUUGAAGAAAUUAUAGCACUUUGUACGAAAGCUUUAUGAAAGGACAAUGUUUGCUUUAUCAGAGGAAAUAGUUGAUAUAGAAUUUUACCUGAGAAAGAUGAAAAUGUUUCUCAAAAAUAAAUAAAAUAAAAAAAUUUUAAUGAUUCACUGUCUUGCAAAAAUAGCUUUUCCACUUUCUUUGCAGAACCACAGACGUCAGCGUAUGUUUGUUGGGACGUCGUGUGAAAAAUCAACACAAAACAGGGCUUAACUGUGAGCUAGAAGGAAAGUGUGCAGAGCCAAUGCAUUGUAGAGACUGAAAGUUUUCAAUCAUUUUUUAAUUCUUGCUAAUAAUUAUCAGUAAGAUUUAGGUCUAAUCCAUUCCAAGAUUUCAACAGGCUUUGAUCUAAACAUUUUUAAUUUUCAUUGUCCUGCUUGGAGGUGAACAUUCAACAUACUCUCAAAUCUUUUGCAGCCUCUAACAGGUUUUCUACCCUGCAGUUGGCUCCAUCCGUCUUCCCACAGACUCUGACCAACUUCCCGGUCCCACAGCAUUACACUGCCACUGCCAUUUACAUGGCCGAUGCAUUGCUUUGGAUAAAGUUUACAACGUUGUCUCUGCUGGGUUUCUUGGUCUUUACGAUGCUGAUUAUUGUCCAAUGCUCUUAAGACUUCACAGAACAGAUGGAUUUAGAUUAAGAAAAAGCCACAAACUGCUGGGCUCUGUUCACUGAAGAUUUCAAAAGGCAUUUGGUUGCAUUGAAUUUUAUUUUGGAUUAUUGGAGUGAAAGGGGAUGAACAAAUAUGAAGACUACAACUUUUAGAGUUUUAUUUGCAGGACAUUUUGAGAGUCAUGUACCAUUUUCCUUCCACUUCACGAGUACGCUCAGAGGUUUGUGAUUUUAACGAGAAAAAUGUGAAAAAGUUCAAGGUGUGAAUAUAUAGUUGAAAGGCACACAUUUAUCUCAACGGAUGGAAUUGCUUAUAUAUUUUUUAAUUUGUUCAAUAUUUAACAUAGCAAUAAUUCAGAUCUACGGAAAUUAAAUGUACAAAGGAAUGGAGUUAACCGGUUUAUUAUGCAAAUAAAAACAAUAAUAUUAAGACUGCAGACCAGAUAUCACAUGUUGCAAAUAUGUUGCAUUUCCACUGAAGCCUCUGACACAUUUCUGCUUGGUUUUUUUUUUAGAAAAACCUCAAUGAAAAUGUUUAUUUUUAGACAACUGGUUGUGUCUGGCCAGGAACUCAGAGGGAUAUUUUUCUGAAACAUUGUUUGUUGACAUAAUAAAUUAUGUUUAAGCAUGUCUGCAGGGUUUUUGUUUUCUGC
Molecule: messenger RNA, 3109 nt
Organism: Poecilia reticulata (guppy)
Lineage: Eukaryota; Metazoa; Chordata; Actinopteri; Cyprinodontiformes; Poeciliidae
Gene: uts2r3
Product: urotensin-2 receptor 3
Biological process (GO): neuropeptide signaling pathway
Cellular component (GO): plasma membrane
Molecular function (GO): urotensin II receptor activity
Source: RefSeq, a predicted model, not a curated record